Messenger RNA from Gamsiella multidivaricata, 733 nucleotides. RefSeq lists its product as uncharacterized. The coding region runs from base 124 to 639 and encodes 171 amino acids. NCBI's taxonomy places the organism in Eukaryota, Fungi, Mortierellomycota, Mortierellomycetes, Mortierellales, Mortierellaceae. The transcript has 3 exons. The record is from RefSeq and is a predicted model, not a curated record.
CGGCACGGACCUGGGGGAUUAUGAAUGGCAGCGAUUCGAUUCGAGUCAUGAACGAGAGCAGGGAACAGAGGCGUCUGGACGAAUGGAUAGGCCUGGGUGGAUGUUUGUCAUGCAAGAAAAGCUAUGCUCCAUGCUCUGUACUCUGUUCAGACUUCUUGGGAACAUAAAAAGGACACAGACAUCAGAAAGGGGGAACCAAUUCCUCUCCCUCUCUCACACACACACUUUCUCAUUCUCUCUUUUUCUUCUACCACUUCUGCUACUUCUAUCAAACGUCUUCAUCGUCAAUUGCUUCUCUCUCAUACCUUCUUUCAUUCAUACACGCUACGAACAAUUGACAGCAAUCACUGCAACGCAAAGCAACCUGCUAAACCUAAAAAAACACCACACUCGUCCUUCCUUUCCAUACAACCAAACUCCCCCCAUUGCUUCUCGCCAAAGCCUUUUGAAAGAACGCAUCUUUUCUUAAAACUCCACCCGCUUUUAUACAGCGUUGCCUUGUUUCUUUCCUUCUCUCCUUCUCUUCAUCGUUCCCUCUUACGCGUGCCGCCCACUCCCCUCUCUCUCACACCUUUCAUUCCCAACAGUCGACUUGGCCAUAUACAGUCAAUUCGUCUUCACUUUAUCUGCACCCAUUAAAUAUAUUCAACUGCCGUCAUGGGAUUCUGUCAUCGUUGCGGCGAACUUGUCCACGGCGCAAACUGUCUAAAGUGCGGUGGCCGUUCACAUCCGU